Messenger RNA from Electrophorus electricus (electric eel), 1194 nucleotides. RefSeq names its product CDGSH iron-sulfur domain-containing protein 1. Gene Ontology annotation, biological process: regulation of autophagy. Gene Ontology annotation, cellular component: mitochondrial outer membrane; intracellular membrane-bounded organelle. Lineage: Eukaryota; Metazoa; Chordata; Actinopteri; Gymnotiformes; Gymnotidae. Gene Ontology annotation, molecular function: 2 iron, 2 sulfur cluster binding. The record is from RefSeq and is a predicted model, not a curated record.
UUCGCGUUCAGUCCGUCGGACUUGACCUUGUGGAAACCCAACUUCGUAGCUAAAUCUCGACACCUUCGGACAAGAUGCCUUUACGAAUAUCAGGACUUUCAGCAACGCCAGUGUCUGGAUGCCGGCUCUCUAAAGACCACCUCACCCUCGUCGUUCCUGUUGCAGUGGCGGCAGUCGUGGGGACGUAUUUGAUCAGCAGGUACUACAGCAGAGCGAGCUGUUCCAAGGGAAAGGUGAACCUGGAGCAGAGCAAAGACACUGCCAAGGUGGUGCACAGCUUCGACAUGGAGGACAUUGGCAAGAAGGCUGUCUACUGCCGCUGCUGGAGGUCCAAGAAGUUCCCCUACUGCGAUGGUGCCCACACCAAGCACAACGAGGAGACGGGGGACAACGUGGGUCCUCUGAUCAUCAAGAGGAGAGAUGCUUAGCCUAGACGUGCUGAGCAAAGUCCUAUGCGUUUGAUUACAGCCACGUCUACAGUCUGAUUUCAUCACGGUUUCCUUCCCAAUACUGCACAGAGCGAACGUCAGUCAGAAACAGUGUUUAUCAUUCCCGCUGCAGUUAUAAGUCGUACGGUUUAUAAAGCGUCAUGACAUCCAUUUUGCACGUUGGCUGUUCUGCAUCAGUGAGCUUUUACAUCACCUUAUUCUGACCCACACCACAGACGGAGCACAUGCAGAUGUACAGGUUGUGUUUUCUGUUUUUGUGGAGAUGUUUCUUGUGCUGUCUGUCUUUUCUCUCGCUCUUUCAAAAUGAACAUUUCCAGCCCAAAAUGUCAGCACUCCUACAUGCAUUACAGAACACGAAUGAACAUUUCAAUCUCACAUCUCGGAAACCACGUAAACUCCAAGACGCCUGCUGUAGAAUUUUUAAAUAUUCAAGUCCAUUUGUACGUGACUCAUGUCAGUGUUAAAGGAUCUGAGGGCAGGAUAGGAGUCAAACAGCAGUAGAUUGUAAUAAACAAAUUGCAGUCAUUUAAAUAGAGUUACUGGUGAUCUCAGUUUAGGAUUUAGGAAUUCAAAUCCAGUACUUGAAUUCUGUUUCUGGUCCUGGAUUUUGUAAUCAAUAGUAGAUAACGGAACAGUCAAUGUAACUGAUUUGCUAUUUUACCAUCAACUAAACUAUAGGCAAAGGCAGGAUGGAACUUGGAAAGCUGUGAAUACUUAGAACUACCUGUUCUAUGACUACAAAAUC